UUAAACGUAUGAACGUGGCCGCCAAAAGUACAGCCAAAGGUACGAGGAACGUCGGGGGACAAGCAUAUACAGUGGCGAAUAAAUCGAAGGUGACCUCGACGUCGCUUCCGAAGAAGGUCCAGCCGAAGGUCAAGAGAGUGGAACCCGAUGAGAUCAUAGAUGAAGAUGAGUUCCUGGAGGAUGAGCAGUUCGACCUUGACGAGGAGCUGGGUUCAUUGGUGGACGGUGGCCGGCGCCCGGAGCGGCCGGGGCGCGCGGACCUGGACGCCAACAAGGACGCCAGCGACCGCAGCUCGCGCUCCGGCGACGACAGCUACGACGAGCUACCGUCAUCAGACUCGGACGACCUGAACGAGUGGUUCGCUCUGGACGUCCGCUCUGAGAGGGCGGGGGACUACAUCCCACUGCUGGGUUCCAAGGCCAGGCAACUAUUACUAGCGGAGAAGCAACGCGUUUCAGCUAGACUGUCAAACUUGAAACAGAGCAUGGCAACACUGAACGAGUCCAGUUCACAGCAAGCGGAGACGUUGAGGCGGGCAACACUGCAGUUGGCUGAGUUGGACGCUGCUCUUAAGGCCUAGGGCUGCAGUGAAUACCUUGGCGGACCCGCUCGACAUACAAAGUGCUAAAAUAAUAAAAAUUACCAUCAUUUAUGGCCGUUGUUAAGGUCUAGACGACAAAGUGAACUUAUCUAAAAGUGGGGAAUCCCCUUAAUAAAUAUAGUUAUUUAAUAAAAACUACCCUCGAAGUUUAUUAUUACAUUAAUAUACUACUAACUAAUAACUUUUUACCUUGUCACUCCCCUUAAAGGAAAGAUAAUAAUAUUUUUAAAUAUCAGCUAUAGGCUAUACAACAUCACGCUACGACCAAUAGGAGCAAUUAUUUUGAUAGCGUAAUAUAUGAUGUAAUAUGAAAGUUUGUGUGCUAAUGAAGUCGCCGCCUGCAAUUGUAAAUAUUUUGUGGCACAAUAAAAUAUGUAUAAA
Molecule: messenger RNA, 983 nt
Organism: Melitaea cinxia (Glanville fritillary)
Lineage: Eukaryota; Metazoa; Arthropoda; Insecta; Lepidoptera; Nymphalidae
Exons: 5
Coding region: 9-581 (190 amino acids)
Source: RefSeq, a predicted model, not a curated record